UAACACGGGAUUUGUGGAAUGCCCUUUGCACCGAAAACGCAACAAUCAGUGACAGACAGUCAUCAGAAAAUGGCAAGCUCCGAUGAACCAAAGCUCCAACUGUUCCUCCAGUGGUUACAGGUUAAUGGAGCACAACUUCGAAGUUGCACCAUCAAGUCCAGCGAUUCAAGCAAAGGGUGUGGACUUUUUACUGCUAACGAUGCUCCUGAUGGAGUUCUAUUAGUCGUUCCACUAGAUUUAGCAAUUACUCCAAUGAGAGUGUUGCAAGAUCCUCUUUAUGGACCAGAGUGUAGAGCAAUGUAUGAAGAAGGUGAUGUAGAUGAUAGAUUUUUGAUGAUUUUAUUCCUCAUGGUUGAGCGGCUUCGAGAAAAUUCUUCAUGGAAACCGUACCUCGAUGUUCUUCCUACGACAUUUGGGAAUCCACUUUGGUUUACUGAUAAUGAAAUUUUGGAGCUGAAGGGUACCACACUUUAUCGAGCAACUGAGUUGCAGAAAAAAACAUUGCAGUCAUUAUAUGAAAAUAAAGUGAAGAAAUUGGUUAAUAGACUGUUGACUCUUGAUGGGCUUUCAGUAAGGGAGGUGUGCUUUGAAGAUUUCCUAUGGGCAAAUUCCAUAUUUUGGGCACGUGCUUUGAACAUUCCUCUUCCACAUGCUUAUGUGUUUCCUAAAAUUCAAGAAGAGACUGAAAGUGUCUCCUUGAUCAGAGAAACUAUUGAUUCUACCAUUUCCGAGGUGCAGUUGGCUUCCACUAAGGAUGAAGAUGGAUGUGAAGAUCACCGGAUGAUUGAUGGCACCGUUAGUGGAAAAACAUCUGGGUCAACAAAAGGAGAAACUGUCUGGGUGGAGGGUCUUGUUCCCGGAGUUGACUUUUGCAAUCAUGAUCUGAAGGCAAGAGCAACAUGGGAAGUUGAUGGAACAGGAUCCAUUACUGGAGUUCCUUUCUCAAUGUACCUUCUCUCUGUUGAUGCAAGGUCUUCGGGAAUAGAGGAAGUUUCAAUCAGCUAUGGUAACAAGGGGAAUGAGGAGCUCCUUUAUCUAUAUGGAUUUGUCAUUGAAAAUAAUCCAGAUGAUUAUCUCAUGGUACACUAUCCUUUAGAAGCAAUCCAGAAUGCUUCCUUUUCUGAACCGAAGAUGCAGCUCCUUGAAGUACAGAAGGCUGAAAUGAGAUGCCUUUUACCAAGAAAAUUGCUGGAUCAUGGAUUUUACCCACAAAACACUUCAAACGUGAAAGGAAAUGAUGUCUGCAGCAACAGAGCUUACAAUUACAGCUGGAGUGGUCAGCGCAAGAUACCUUCUUACUUGGACCAGCUGAUUUUCCCCAAGAAAUUUUUAACUGCCUUGAGAACUAUAUCUAUGCAGGAGGAUGAGCUUAUGCAAGUUUCAUCUUUGCUGACAGAGGUUGUUGGACCUGAUGAAGAUAGGCAACCCACUGACACUGAUGUCCAGGCAGCAGUCUGGGAGGCUUGUGGCGAUUCUGGAGCCUUGCAACUACUUGUAGAUCUUCUUCAAAAGAAGAUGAUGGAUCUCGAAGAGGGCACGGGAACUCUGGACAGCGACACUAAGCUGCUAAAAGAGGUCCAAGUGAUUGAAAGCACAAACAUAAAUGGCGCUUGUCUGGAAUCUGCAAGUCUCCUUCUCGGCUGCAGCGAAGGGUCAGAUGACGGAAGGCAACAAAAAUUGAUGAGCAGGAACCAGUGGUCUAGCAUUGUUUAUCGCCAAGGUCAGAAGCAGCUAACCAGUCUCUUUCUGAAGGAGGCAGAGCACGCUUUGCAAUUGUCAUUAAGUGAGGGAAACUGAACAUCUCUCUCUCUCUCAUCAAAACCAUUUUUUUUUCAUGAUCUAGCUUGUAGUAAUCUUAUACUUGUGAAAAAUAUUUGCAUGCAUUUUUUUUAAAAAGAGAAACUUCUCCAUAUUUAGUGGCCAUGUAAAGGUUUAGUCCGUCUUGCCCAUUGAUUUUCCUGUGUUGUUCCAUAUGAAACCUUCCAUGUCUACAUGUGCAGCAGAUGUAAUACUUAGAUCUUUCUUAAAUGUCAUUA
Momordica charantia (bitter melon) is the source of this 2036-nucleotide messenger RNA. RefSeq names its product SET domain-containing protein. Lineage: Eukaryota; Viridiplantae; Streptophyta; Magnoliopsida; Cucurbitales; Cucurbitaceae. The record is from RefSeq and is a predicted model, not a curated record. Gene Ontology annotation, molecular function: protein-lysine N-methyltransferase activity. Gene Ontology annotation, biological process: peptidyl-lysine monomethylation.